CAGAACCACAAGUUGGGUAGGCUGGCAGUGUUAGAAGUCUAAGCCCGGCAUAGUGGUCAGCAGGCAGGACGAAUCAUACUGGCUACAAACCACAGGGUUUCGCAGAGCGGUGAACAUCAUCAACCCACAGCCAAGACACUGCUUUUUUUUUUUUUAAUCUUUAACAAUUUGAAUAUUUGUUUUCGCAAAGGUAAAAGAAAUCAUUGAAUCCCCCGCCUUCAGAAGAGGGUGCAUUUUCAGGAGGAAGCGAUGGCUUCAGACAGCAUAUUUGAGUCAUUUCCUUCAUACCCACAGUGCUUCAUGAGAGAAUGUAUACACGGAAUGAAUCCAUCUAGAGAUGUUCACGAUGCCAGCACGAGCCGCCGCUUCACGCCGCCUUCCACCGCGCUGAGCCCCGGCAAGAUGAGCGAGGCGCUGCCGCUGGGCGCCCCGGACGCCGGCGCCGGCCUGGCCGGCAAGUUGAGGAGCGGCGACCGCAGCAUGGUGGAGGUGCUGGCCGACCACCCUGGCGAGCUGGUGCGCACCGACAGCCCCAACUUCCUCUGCUCUGUGCUGCCCACGCACUGGCGGUGCAACAAGACCCUGCCCAUCGCUUUCAAGGUGGUGGCCCUAGGAGAUGUUCCAGAUGGCACCCUGGUCACUGUCAUGGCGGGCAAUGAUGAAAACUACUCCGCCGAGCUGAGAAAUGCCACCGCGGCCAUGAAAAACCAGGUGGCAAGGUUCAAUGACCUCAGGUUUGUCGGUCGCAGUGGAAGAGGGAAAAGCUUCACUCUGACCAUCACCGUCUUCACAAACCCGCCACAAGUUGCCACUUACCACAGAGCCAUCAAAAUCACAGUGGAUGGACCCCGAGAACCUCGAAGACAUCGCCAGAAACUAGAUGAUCAGACCAAGUCUGGGAGCUUGUCCUUUUCCGAGCGGCUCAGUGAACUGGAGCAGCUGCGUCGCACGGCCAUGAGGGUCAGCCCACACCACCCAGCCCCCACACCUAACCCUCGGGCUUCCUUGAACCACUCCACUGCCUUUAACCCUCAGCCUCAGAGUCAGAUGCAGGAUACAAGACAGAUCCAAGCAUCCCCACCGUGGUCCUACGAUCAGUCCUACCAGUACCUGGGAUCAAUCGCCUCUCCUUCCGUACACCCAGCAACACCCAUCUCGCCUGGACGGGCCAGCGGCAUGACUACCCUCUCUGCAGAGCUUUCCAGUCGGCUCUCAACUGCGCCGGACCUGACGGCCUUCGGCGACCCGCGCCAGUUCCCCGCGCUGCCCUCCAUCUCAGACCCUCGCAUGCACUACCCCGGCGCCUUCACCUACUCCCCGACGCCCGUCACGUCAGGCAUCGGCAUCGGCAUGUCGGCCAUGAGCUCCGCCACGCGCUACCACACGUACCUGCCACCGCCCUACCCCGGCUCGUCGCAGGCGCAGGGCGGCCCGUUCCAGGCCAGCUCGCCGUCCUACCACCUCUACUACGGUGCCUCCGCCGGCUCCUACCAGUUCUCCAUGGUGGGCGGCGAGCGCUCGCCACCGCGCAUCCUGCCGCCCUGCACCAACGCCUCCACCGGGUCCGCGCUGCUCAACCCCAGCCUCCCGAACCAGAGCGACGUGGUGGAGGCCGAGGGCAGCCACAGCAACUCGCCCACCAACAUGGCGCCCGCCGCGCGCCUGGAGGAGGCCGUGUGGCGGCCCUACUGAGGGGGCCCGUCGCGCCGGCCGGGUCAGCCGGGCCGCGCCGCCGGACGUCGCCCCAGCAAGAGCCUCGUCAGGGCCCGGCCUUGUGUUCUGGAGAGAUCCGCGUGGGACCCGCCACCGGCCACCGGCCCUGGGGAGCGCGUGCCUGCGGCCUCCAAGCCGCCCGCGCCCCUGAAGCCCGCGCGGCGCGCCGUGGCUGUCGGCCCGUCUCCGAUUUUUCAGACCUGACGCAACUGGAGGGUGUCCGCUCCCCCGCCACGUGGGCACGUGGUAAAGCAAACAGGAAGAUUCCCGGAGGGAAACUGUGAAUGCUUCUGAUUUAGCAAUGCUGUGAAUAAACGAAAGAUUUUAUACCCUUGACUUCACUUUUUAACCAAGUUGUUUAUUCCAAAGAGCGUGGAAUUUUGGUUUAGGGGUGAGGGGAAGACAGCUCAUCCUGUUUGGCAUCAAAUUCAUAUUUUUAAUUUUCUUUUCCAGCACCUUAUAAAUUGCAAAAUGCGUAUUUGCAUUUGGGGUGGUUUUUAUUUUAUAUAUAUAUAUAUCUAUAUAGAUAUAUAUAUAUAUAGAUAUAUAUAUAAAUUUGAGCUUGCUUUUUUUCUUGCUAUGACAAUUGAAAGAAAUAUGAUUCCUCUUUCUGUUUUAUUUAACUUUUCUUUUGGACUUGUGUGUAGUUGUUUUUUGAGAAACAGCUACAGCUUUGGGUCAUUUUCAACUACUGUAUUCCCACAAGGAAUCCCUAGAUAUUUAUGUAUCUUGAUGUUUAGACACUUACUUAUGUGUUGAUACUUUUUUUAUUAUUUAAAUGUACUUAUAUUAAGAAAAAUAUCAAGUACUACAUUUUUUUUUUGAUAGUAGCCAAAGUUAAAUGUAUCACAUUGAAGAAGGCUGGGAAAAAAGGAUGGGUAAUGUGAUCACUUGGUUAUCUAAAUAUUGUUUACAUUAAACUUCCUUUAAUGUUAAUCAAACGAGUUGGUAGCUAAUGCAGCAAUGUUUUUCAUAGGCUUUUUUGAUAUUAAGGGUCACUCCAAAGAUCUGAAGUAUGGAAUUCUCUGCCAAGCUCAACAAAGGGUCUCAUAUCUGACCCCCUCCCUUCAAACAGAGAAGGUCAAAUCUGGCUCCAGACCGUUCAUGUAGAUGCCAAUGAUUGCACCUCUGGAGAGGAUUUAUUUUCUGCCUAGGGAUUUGCUCACUCCAUAGCUUCUUGAUCAUUUCAGACAUGCUUUGUCACAGAACAAACCCAAAGUAAGCUGUAUCCACAUGGGAACUAAAUAAAUGAACUGAGGGGGUCCCUUAAAUGCUCAGUUCUGGGAUAGAAAAGAGAUCAUCUGAAUCCAGAGUUCAGGUGUUCUUAGCUCCAAGAGAAUAUUCCUCUUUGAUCCAGUACCUGUUCAUUUAUGCAGAACAAAACUUGUGGCUGUUCCCCAAGCCUGGGACUAGACCGGGUGCUUUUGACAGCCAAAGGUCCCCAGCUAAACUUCCAUAGGGUGGGCCCAGAAGCAGGCCCGGACAAGCCAGUUUCCCUCUGUGUGUGUGUGUGUGUGUCUGUCUGUCUGUCUGUCUCUGGAGUCCCAUGGGAGAGCAUCAUCCCACCUGUGCAGGACCCCAUCCCACGCUGUCCUCCACCACCACCUUGGUGUUGCUUCCACCUGGCUGAGACCCUACCCUGUGGGCUGUGUGCGCUUUUCCCUGCACAUCAGCAUGACAGGAAGGAUGUCACUGCUGCCCACGGCUACAAUUCAAACAUAUCCAAUGUCACUGUAAAUUUUAUGGCACUAUUUUUAUUGGAGGAUUUGGUCAGGAGGCAGUUGUACAACUCAUAAAUACUAACUGCCGAUUCUGACAUAUGUGUGCUUAAAAUGAUCUGGUUGUUAUUUAAUGUACCUCUUAAAUUAGCUGAAACAAUUUCAGGUCAACUCAGAAGAGUAUUUGAAAGCAGGACUUUAGAACAGUGUUUGAUUUUUAUUUUAUAAAUUUAAGGAUUCCAAUUAGAAAAAUCUUUGGCUGCAGGCAGCAAGACAGCUGGACUUAUUUAAAACAACUUGUUUUUUGAGUUUUCUUAUAUAUAUGUAUAUAUAUAUAUAUAUUGAUUAUUUGUUUUACACAAAUGCAGUAGCACUUUGGUAAGAGUUAAAGAGUAACCAAUUUGUGUUGUCAGGUCGUUCUUAUCUAGAAAAAACCUAAAGCAGAUCUUGGAGAAACUCAGAAUAUGUUCAUUUUGAUUUUAGACAUAAUUCUCCCUCCACAAUUCAAUUUCAUGUUGUAUCCUAUAUUACAUUUUUGCAGCAAAGUUAUCCUUAAAUGCCAGUAAAUUUAAAAUGUUUAUUUCUUAAAAGGAACCUUAGCCCAUUUUCCCCAAGUUGAAUUUAAAUGUUCUUCUCAGCACGAGUUGCCAUAUCUGACCUGAUAAAAUGUUGGGAGAAAAACGAAGGAAAAAAAAUUAUAUUUUUCAGUUCAAUUGUACCUGAAGAUAUUCCAACUCAAAAUCAGCCUAAUGCCCUAGAGGGGAAUCAGACAAUCUCGUACAUUGAAUCUUCACUCUCAAAGCCGUGUAUGAGGAGGGCAUGUCACUUUGUUGUAGACCCACUGGUUUGGCCAUUCAGAGUUUCAUAGACCCUUACCAGCACAGGUAGCAGUUAAUUGGUCCAGAAAAAAAUAAACCUUCCUUGUUUUGUAGAUAGGUCUCAUACUCAAUGCAUUUUCCUCCCUAAGGAUUUGCAUUCAUUGCCUUCAGGUAAAUUAAGGUGGUCCUUUUUUCAGGGAGACCCUUAAGCCAAUAAUGUAAUAACUGGAUGUAUCUGGAAGCAUUGGUGCAGGAGAAGAAAGAUUAAAUAAGCCAUCUCUACUGCGUAUUCAUGCCCUUAUUUAUAAUUUCAACAUGGACACGUUUCAUUUCAGUUUUUUGUUUUUCUCACUAUCUAAAAUGCUUCUGUUUCUCUCCCUCUCUGCCCCUUCAUAUCUCCCUCUUUCUCUCUCCCCACCCUGCACCCCCCAGUCCAUUCUUCCACUUUGUAUAAGGAAAUAUAGCACACACCCCCACCCCAACACCAAAUAUCCAAAACAAGCGGAGCUGCGGUUCUCCUCCCUUUACAUAAGGAACAUGGUGAGUCAGCUUUCCUCCUGCUUAUGGGUUUCUUCCAGCAGAACAGAGACGUUGCCGACCAUUCUGGGUCUGCUUACUGUCCAAGUGCAGCAACAGAAGCCUUCCUGGGCAAAUUACAAUCAGUGAGUUAAUAGACAGCCUUUCUGCUGCCUGGGGUUUUUGUGCAGAUAAACAGAAAUGCUCUGAUUAGAAAGGAAAUGAAUGGUUUCACUCAGAUGUCCUGCAAUUUAGGAUUGCAGAUUUCUUUCCUGAAAUACCUGUUUCCUUGGGACAUUCCGUCCUGGUGAUUUUUGUUUUUGGUGGGUUUUUUUUUUUUUGGGGGGGAUGACAUGUUUGGGGUCUUUUAUACAUCAAAAAUCAGUUUAACAAUAAUCUCAGAGAACAUUUUUUAUACCUGAACAAAAUGCCUUUUUGUUUACCUACAGUAUACAAUUGUUUGGCAGGGGUUUUGUUUGUCUGUUUGGAGUUUUCCCCCUUCUUUUAGCCAGAUCAGUAUUGAUGAGGCUGAUCAUUUGGCAUUAUCUUUUACUUCCAGAAGAGUUGCAUCAACAAAGUUAAUUGUAUUUAUGUAUGUAAAUAGAUUUUAAGCUUCAUUAUAAAAUAUUGUUAAUACCUGUAAGAACUGUUUUCAAUUUUUUGUGUGUUUCUAAGGACUUUUUCUUAUGUUUGCUAAAUACUGUAGACAAAAAUGCUUCUUUCUACCUUGUUUAUUUUAGACUUUAAAACAAGCUACUUUUUAUUCACUUUUGUAAAGAGCAAAUAGCAUGGUUCCAAUUUUUUUUUUUUUAAGUUCACUUUUUGUUCUGGGGGAAAUGAAUGUGCAAAAAAAACCCCUGUUGGUUAUUUGUGCUAUUCUGGAUGUAUAAAAAUCAAUGGAAAAAAAUAAACUUUCAAAUUGAAA
Messenger RNA from Hipposideros armiger (great roundleaf bat), 5690 nucleotides. RefSeq names its product RUNX family transcription factor 1 (gene RUNX1). The coding region runs from base 250 to 1692 and encodes 480 amino acids. Gene Ontology annotation, cellular component: nucleus. The transcript is spliced from 9 exons. Gene Ontology annotation, biological process: hemopoiesis; regulation of transcription by RNA polymerase II; ossification. Gene Ontology annotation, molecular function: ATP binding; DNA-binding transcription factor activity, RNA polymerase II-specific; RNA polymerase II cis-regulatory region sequence-specific DNA binding. The record is from RefSeq and is a predicted model, not a curated record. Lineage: Eukaryota; Metazoa; Chordata; Mammalia; Chiroptera; Hipposideridae.